Molecule: messenger RNA, 1734 nt
Organism: Exophiala spinifera
Lineage: Eukaryota; Fungi; Ascomycota; Eurotiomycetes; Chaetothyriales; Herpotrichiellaceae
Exons: 7
Coding region: 1-1734 (577 amino acids)
Biological process (GO): transmembrane transport
Cellular component (GO): membrane
Molecular function (GO): transmembrane transporter activity
Source: RefSeq, a predicted model, not a curated record
AUGGCGACAGUUCUUGUCAAGUCGGCGCCGACACCAAAGGCUGAAGUCAUUGUCACCAAUGAACCCUUGCUCGACACGCCACCGGGUUCUGAGGUUAAAAUUGCUACGGAAGUGAUUCAAAGCCUGAAUCUAGGCGAACCUCAUGAAGAAAAGAAGUUUUGGUGGCAAAGACGUCGUGGCUAUAACGCUGAUGCUAUCGCGACACAGCCUUCGGUCUUCGACGAUCCCGAUACUGCCAAACAUUAUCAGCCGCGGCCUGACUGGGAAAACCUCCAUCGGUUUGACCCUUCUGCGAGAUGGACUUGGAAAGAGGAGUAUAGCUUGGUCCGAAAGAUAGACCUGAAGAUCAUGUUCUUUGCCUGCAUCAUGUUCAUGGCCCUCGAGCUUGAUAGAGCCAACAUCAGUCAAGCCCUUACCGACGAUUUCCUACCUGAGCUCCACAUGAACACAAAUGACUAUAACUGGGGCAAUACUGUUUUCAAGCUGUCCUUUCUCUCUGCGGAGCUUCCGUCCCAACUGGUGUCGAAAUGGCUCGGGCCAGAUCGGUGGAUUCCAACUCAGAUGGUGCUGUGGUCCAUAGUGGCUAGUGCACAGUUCUGGCUAUCUGGACGAAGCAGUUUCCUAGUAUGCAGAUCCCUCCUUGGGCUGUUACAAGGAGGUUUUAUUCCAGACAUGAUCCUUUACUUGUCCUACUUCUACAAACAUGGCGAGCUCUCUCUCCGCCUGGGGUUCUGGUGGACAGCUAUGUCAAUUGCCGACAUCAUUGCAGGAUUCUUGGGCUUCGGACUGCUCCAUCUCCGAGGACACCUGGGGUACUCCGGCUGGAGAUGGCUGUUCCUUAUCGAGGGGAUCUUUACACUCGUGAUAGGGUUGAUAGCCUUCAUCUUAAUGCCGCCAGGCCCCUGUCAAACGGCAAACUGGGCUAGGGGCAAGAAUGGUUGGUUCACUCCGCGUGAGGAAACUAUCAUGGUCAACAGAAUCGUUCGCGAGGAUCCAAGCAAAAGUUCAAUGCACAAUCGACAGCCUAUAACUCCAAAGCUGCUAUGGCAAAGCAUUUCUGACUACGACCUGUGGCCCAUUUAUCUCCUUGGUCUCAAUUUUCAGACACCCAUGACUCCUCCGCAACAGUACCUGACCUUGACAUUGAGAGGUCUAGGCUUCGACACCUUUAAGACAAAUCUACUGUCGAUACCGAACUAUGUUGGCCACAUCAUCACGAUGCUGACCUUCACAUACCUUUCUGAGGUUGUGGGCCAGCUUUGGAUAUUUGGUCUGCUUGCUCAAUUAUGGGCUCUGCCAUUUCUCUCCUACCUUUAUGCCGUGAAUAUCAACUCGAUUGACAAGUGGGCGGCUUUUGGUAUCAUGACGACUCUCCUAGCCUAUCCUAGCGUCCACGCCAUCCAGGUGGGAUGGAGCUCUCGAAACUCAAAUUCGGUCAGGUCCAGGACGGUGAGUGCAGCACUGUACAACAUGGCAUGCCAGUCUUCCGGCAUCAUCGCUAGCAACAUUUACCGCCAAGAUGACAGGCCCCGUUAUCGUCGCGGGAAUCGGACACUUGUGGCCCUGUGUGUUACAAAUGUAUUCCUAUACGGGUUCGCUAAAGUAUACUACACAUUGCGCAAUCGACACCGUGACCGAAUCUGGAAUAGUAUGACUGAAGAGGAACGUUCGAGCUAUCUGGCUACAACCACCGACAAGGGCAACAAACGCUUGGAUUUCCGUUUUGCUACAUAG